Molecule: messenger RNA, 3244 nt
Organism: Protobothrops mucrosquamatus (brown spotted pit viper)
Lineage: Eukaryota; Metazoa; Chordata; Lepidosauria; Squamata; Viperidae
Gene: UGDH
Product: UDP-glucose 6-dehydrogenase
Exons: 11
Coding region: 1-1485 (494 amino acids)
Biological process (GO): glycosaminoglycan biosynthetic process
Cellular component (GO): nucleus; cytosol
Molecular function (GO): NAD binding; UDP-glucose 6-dehydrogenase activity
Source: RefSeq, a predicted model, not a curated record
AUGUUUGAAAUUAAGAAAAUCUGCUGUAUCGGGGCCGGUUACGUCGGUGGGCCAACAUGCAGCGUGAUUGCUCAGAUGUGCCCUAAAAUUAAGGUCACCGUGGUUGACGUCAACGAAGCUAGAAUCGCCGCCUGGAACUCCGACACCCUUCCGAUUUACGAGCCAGGACUUAAAGAGGUAGUAGAAUCAUGCAGAGGAAACAACCUCUUUUUCUCCACCGACAUUGAUGAUGCCAUCAGGGAAGCUGAUCUUGUAUUUAUUUCUGUUAACACCCCAACCAAGACCUACGGCAUGGGGAAAGGCCGGGCUGCGGACCUGAAAUAUAUCGAGGCUUGCGCAAGAAGGAUCGUGCAAAACUCCAACGGUUAUAAAAUUGUGACCGAGAAAAGCACCGUUCCCGUGCGGGCCGCGGAGAGCAUACGCCGCAUAUUCGACGCCAACACGAAACCGAAUUUAAAUCUGCAGGUCUUAUCCAACCCGGAAUUCUUAGCGGAGGGCACGGCCGUGAAGGACCUCAAGAAUCCGGACCGCGUAUUGAUAGGGGGAGAUGAGACGCCCGAGGGGCAGAAAGCCGUCCGUGCAUUGAGUGCCGUCUAUGAGCAGUGGGUGCCCAGAGAGAAGAUCCUGACCACAAAUACGUGGUCUUCGGAGCUGUCCAAACUGGCCGCUAACGCUUUCCUUGCUCAGAGGAUCUCCAGCAUCAAUUCCAUCAGCGCUCUCUGCGAAGCCACGGGGGCCGAUGUGGAAGAGGUGGCCAGAGCCAUCGGGAUGGACCAGAGAAUUGGAAACAAAUUCUUGAAAGCCAGUGUUGGUUUUGGUGGCAGCUGUUUCCAAAAAGACGUUCUCAACUUGGUUUACCUUUGCGAGGCUCUGAACUUACCUGAAGUGGCUCGCUAUUGGCAACAGGUGAUUGACAUGAAUGACUAUCAGAGAAGGAGAUUCGCUUCCCGGAUCAUUGAUAGCCUCUUCAACACCGUCACCGAUAAGAAGAUUGCAAUUUUGGGAUUUGCGUUUAAAAAGGACACGGGAGAUACCAGAGAAUCAUCCAGUAUCUACAUCAGCAAAUACUUGAUGGACGAAGGUGCCAGACUCCACAUCUACGAUCCCAAAGUGCUGAAGUCGCAAAUCAUUCUUGACCUCUCUCACCCAGGUGUGUCAGAGGAUGACCAAGUCUCCCGACUGGUCACCAUUAGCAAGGACCCCUACGAAGCCUGUGACGAGGCCCACGCUCUAGUAAUUUGCACCGAGUGGGACAUGUUUAAGGAGCUGGAUUACGAGCGCAUUCACAAGAGAAUGCUGAAGCCGGCAUUUAUCUUCGAUGGCCGGAGAGUCCUUGACGAUCUUCAUAAUAAGCUGCAAGGGAUCGGAUUCCAGGUCGAGACAAUCGGAAAGAAGAUAUCAGCCAAAAGGAUUCCCUUCGCUUCGUCCGGCGACAUCCCAAAAUUCAGCCUGCAGGACCCCCCUCUAAAGAAGCCGAGGGUGUAGGCGUCGUUGGUACAGAAAAGUUGGAAUAAGAAGGAAAACAGAGGAAAAUAACAGGCACCUUUCAGCCUCAGUCAAGCCUUUUCAGAGGAUUUUAUUUCAAUGGGAGAUUUUAAAUAAUCUCCCACUGAAAUCCCACUUAACCGCGCUCAGCUCUGGCUAAAGAAAGUUUAGUAUUUUUUUGCAUAGGGAAAAGGAUUUUUAUACGAACCGUUAUUGUACAGCACCGUUGUAUAUGGGACAUUUUCAGCCAGAUUGUUUUAUACCGUCUAUUUUUCCAAUAUUGUAACUUCUACCCAUGAUGCGUGAACUACCCAGCCGUCGUCUUUUAAUAUUUUUUUAACGGAACGACCCCAUCGGCUUCGAACGUCAAGAUUAGGUUUUUGCGAGAUUCGCAAACUUAGUUUUAUGUCUUGGGAGUUGAAAGUAGAAGAAAGUUAAGAGAUUUCCUAAAUGGAUAGUCAUCUAUUUAUACUCUGCAACAUUGUUCGUGUUGGAAGUUUAAAUGAGACUUUGUCAGGUUGUGGAGACUCCAGCGAAGAUUUUUUUUUUUUCAUGAGUGAAACCGAGGCAUUAAUGAAAUGACGGUUGAGGUUCUUUGCAUAAAAAUAAUGCUUAUUCCAGAGAAGGGCCCAAAUAGGAAAUUUAUUAAUUCUGCUUUCUCUUCAGCUGCUGAUACGUUGACCAUCACUUCCAGAGGUUUCUACAGAAGCCCACCUUAGAAGCUAAGCAAAGCACGCAUUUCGUACUGUGACUAAAAACAGAGUUGGAAAUUUAUAAUUCCCUCCACCUAUGGAAUUGAUCUGAUUUUAGUACACUAUAUUAAGUUCUGACUUAGUGUAACCGUGGUUUACUGAAUAAAUCAAAGUUGGUUGGGUUCGUACAAUACCAUAAGCCAACACCAAACAAGGCAAAAUAUGGUUUUAAGCAUGUCGCCUGAACUGGGACACAGAAUAUCCUUAAAAUGUCUGGGAAUGUUUGCUUAUUGUUCAGAGUCUUUGAUAUUAAUCUUACCAACAUCUUUCCUCAUCCUUAUUACAGGACACAGAGAUCUGAUUUUUUAUUUAUUUUUUGGCAGCUUGUUCCAGUAAACUAGGACAUGUAAAAUAAUGACCCAUAGGAUGUUUUCCGAGGAAUAAAUACAAAAUUGGAAUAGCCAUCACUGCAAUGGGACUGUUGUGUAAUUCUCAACACAUUUGCUCUGCUCGUAAUCAAAAUGGAAGUCCUUGGAUCAAGAGAUCGUUUUUUUGUCAAACUGCCUCUAAAUUAGCACGUCGAUUUCAUUUUUGAUUCAGAGAUUCAUUCGUACCUUUUAUAAAGAGAUCUUGUUAGUUGGGGUGGGUGGGUAAAAAAAAAGAUAAUAUUGAGUCUUGAGCUCCAAUCCAACAGUUUAAUCAAGAAUAUCAUUUGCAGCGCAGAUGCUUUUAAUCCUAUUUAUGUCCAACGAGAAAAGACAUUUAUUGUGUUACAUGCCAACGGUGAUCAUGAUUUGAGUUGCUCACUACUAGGAUUGUCAUUGAAAAGACGGUUAACAACGGGAUGGGGUUAAUGGAGCAAACAAUGAUUAUUGAUGUGCUAGGAAAAAAAUGCAUAUCAAUCUUUUGAUUCCUUAAUGUACGGGCCUCGUUCUACUUCUGUUUUUCUUGAUUAUGUAUGCAUACCACAUAAUGGAUAAUGACAUUUUUUUGUGUGUGUACAAUAUUGGAACAUGUCAGGGUCCAGGAACAAAUAAAAUAUUUUGUAUUCUUUUUUUUACAAAGCA